This is a messenger RNA of Falco peregrinus (peregrine falcon), 1868 nucleotides long. RefSeq names its product GTP binding protein 3, mitochondrial (gene GTPBP3). Gene Ontology annotation, molecular function: GTPase activity; protein binding; GTP binding. The record is from RefSeq and is a predicted model, not a curated record. Gene Ontology annotation, biological process: tRNA methylation; tRNA wobble uridine modification. Gene Ontology annotation, cellular component: mitochondrion; cytoplasm. NCBI's taxonomy places the organism in Eukaryota, Metazoa, Chordata, Aves, Falconiformes, Falconidae.
AUGGCCAAUCAGCGGGAGCAGGUGGGCGGGGCUAGGCGCUGCGCUGAGGCCGCCGCGGGGUGUGGGCGCGGCGCCUCUGCUCCGCGGCGGGGGGGGGACACCAUCUUCGCUGUGUCGUCGGGGCAGGGCCGGUGCGCGGUGGCCGUGAUCCGCACCAGCGGCCCGGGCAGCUGCGGGGCCCUGCGCUGCCUCACCGGGCGGCGGGAGCCACCCCCACCCCGCCUGCUGGCCCUGCGCCGCAUCCGCGACCCCGCCACCGCCGAGACCCUUGACCGCGGCCUCGUCGUCUGGUUCCCAGGUCCCCACAGCUUCACCGGGGAGGACUGUGCCGAGCUGCACGUGCACGGGGGGCCGGCGGUGGUGAGCGGGGUGCUGCGGGCACUGGGGCGCUUGCCUGGGCUGCGUCCCGCCGAGCCAGGGGAGUUCACGCGCCGAGCCUUCCGCCGUGGGAAGCUGGACCUGACGGCGGUCGAGGGGCUGGGGGACCUGAUCCGGGCGGAGACAGAGGCGCAGCGGCGGCAGGCACUGCGGCAGAUGGAGGGUGAGCUGGGCCGGCUCUACCAGCGCUGGAGCGAGACCCUCACCCAGGCUCUCGCCCACCUUGAAGCCUACAUUGACUUCAGCGAGGAUGACAAUGUGGAGGAAGAGGUCUUGUCCCAAGUGGAUGCCACCGUGCGGGCGCUGGAGCAGGAGAUCGGUGCCCACCUGCAGGAUGGGCGGCGUGGGGAGCUGCUCCGGGGGGGGUCCACACUGUCAUUGCCGGCCCCCCCCAACGUGGGCAAGAGCAGCCUGCUCAACCUGCUGUGCCAGCGUCCAGCAGCCAUUGUGUCGCCGGUGGCAGGGACGACGCGGGACGUGGUGGAGGUGGCCCUGAACGUUGGUGGUUACCCACUGGUGCUGAGCGACACGGCCGGGCUCCGUGAUGCUACCGACCCUGUCGAGCAGGAAGGGGUCAGCCGUGCACGGGACCGGCUGCAGCAAGCAGACCUGGUGCUGGCUGUGCUGGAUGCCACGGCGGUGCCCACUGAGCCGGCCGCCUUGGGGGCUGCCCUGGGGUCCCUGCUGCCCCCCCACCUCCACUCCUGCAUCCUGGUGCUCAACAAGGCUGACCUGCUACGGGGGGGCCAGGGGGCCCUGCAUGACGCCUGUACCCGGGGGGACACCUUGCCCCCCACCAUCCUCUUCUCCUGCAAGACGGGCGAGGGGCUCGAUCACCUCCUGGAGCUGCUGGCACGGCAGCUGGCACAGCUGUGCGGGGACCCCCUGGCAGGCUCGCCCAGCCUGACGCAGAGCCGGCACAGCCUCCACCUGGGUGACUGCGUGGCGGCACUGGUGCGGUAUGGCCGGGAGCGCCGGUGGGACCUGGGGCUGGCGGCCGAGCAGCUGCGGUUGGCGCGGCGGCAUCUGGGUCGCAUCACCGGCCACGUGGGUGCCGAGGACGUCCUCGACAUCAUCUUCAGGGACUUUUGUGUUGGCAAGUGAGGGGGGCAGCGGGGGUCCCCCCGACUGCCAGUGUUGAGGACCGUGGGCAGGGGAGCUCUUGGCUCCAUGCUGGUAUUAAACCGUGGUGCCUUUGGCAGCUCUGGUGUCGUUCCCCUUCCCUGGUCCCCAGUGCCGUGGGGCUUGGUGUCCCUGUGCUGGGCUGUAGUGUUUUCCUAGCCGGAGGGAUCGUGACCUGAGCCCCAGACAUGGAAAAAAACACUGGGAGCGGCCCUGUUUCCUGGCCAGGAGGACAAACAAGGAGCUGGAGCAACUGGAAGGGAAAAGUCACCCUGACCUCCCCCUGGGGCAUCCCCCUCCACACCGUGGAGUGGGGGAUGUGGGGCUCAGCGUGUUGGCGGGGCUUAUCCUUGCACCCACAGCCGUAG